AGCUGGCUGCGUGAAGGCAGGAGAAAGCAAAGUUAAAAUAAGGCAGAAACUCAAACAGAAAAUGUCGAAGGGCUAGAGAGCAAACCGAACUGCAUGAUUUCAGGUUCAAUACUCUGGCAGGGAGUGGAAGGUUGAGCCGGUCUUUAUUGCAGAGGUAGGUGAUUAGUGGAAUGGUUGUCAGCUGUCCGGGAGCCGUGCAGGUAGUUGAUUACCUGAGUGGAGUCAGCUGAGAAGCUUGACUCCACUCAGGCACUGAGCUGUAGAGGGAGAGACAGGGCAGAGGAGCGGAUGGGAGACAACCAGAGACAGGACAGAGGAGAGGAUGGGAAACAACCAGACAGACAGAGACAGGACAGAGGAGAGGAUGGGAAACAACCAGACAGACAGAGACAGGACAGAGGAGCGGAACUGUGACAGUACCCCCCCUCAACGGGCGCCUCCCGGCGCCCCAUGGACCGAACCAACGAGGGGCCCACUGGGGCAACCAGGGAGCAGACAGACACACAGACAAACACAGGGACCAGACAGAGCGGAAGGAACCAAAAGGACAGGACUAGACUGGACUGGAGCGAAGGAAAGGACAGGACUGGAGUGAAGGAAAGGACAGGACUGGAGUGAAGGAAAGGACAGGGCUGGAGUGAAGGAAAGGACAGGGCUGGAGUGAAGGAAAGGACAGGGCUGGAGUGAAGGAAAGGACAGGGCUGGAGUGAAGGAAAGGACAGGGCUGGAGUGAAGGAAAGGACUGGGCUGGACUGAAGGAAAGGACUGGGCUGGACUGAAGGAAAGGACUGGGCUGGACUGAAGGAAAGGACUGGGCUGGACUGAAGGAAAGGACUGGGCUGGACUGAAGGAAAGGACUGGGCUGGACUGAAGGAAAGGACUGGGCUGGACUGAAGGAAAGGACUGGGCUGGACUGAAGGAAAGGACUGGGCUGGACUGAGCGGAGCUAGGGACAGGACUGGGCCGGGCUGGACUGGGCGGAGCUAGGGACAGGACUGGGCCGGGCUGGACUGGGCGGAGCUAGGGACAGGACUGGACAGCACUGAACUGAGGGCAGGACGGGACAGAACUGAACUGAGGGCAGGACGGGACAGAACUGAACUGAGGGCAGGACGGGACAGAACUGAACUGAGGGCAGGACGGGACAGAACUGAACUGAGGGCAGGACGGGACAGAACUGAACUGAGGGCAGGACGGGACAGAACUGAACUGAGAGCAGGACUGGACUGGACUGGACAGGACUGAACUGAGAGCUGGGCAGGACUGGGCUGGACAGGACUGAACUGAGAGCAGGACUGGACAGGACUGAACUGAACUGAGAGCAGGGCAGGACGGGGACUGGAUCGGACUGAACUGAGAACUGAGCAGGACGGGGACUGGAUCGGACUGAACUGAGAACUGGGCAGGACGGGGACUAGGCUGGCCAGACAGUAGCUCCGGAGGUCGGCCCGAAGGCAGAACUGUCCGGGGAUGGACAGGGCGGAGGGUCCGCUCCGGAGGGCGGACCGUAGGUCGGACUAACUGGGGAUGAGUGGGCCGGAGGGUCCGUUCCGGUGGGCGGAGGAUCCGUUCCGGCGGACGGACCGUGGGCCGGACUGGCCAGGGAUGGGCAGGACGGAGAGUCCGUUCCGGUGGGCGGCCUGGGGGUCGGACUGGACGUGGAUGAGCAGGGCAGAGAGUCCGUUCCGGUGGGCGGCCUGGGGGUCGGACUGGACGUGGAUGAGCAGGGCAGGGAGUCCGUUCCGGUGGGCGGCCUGGGGGUCGGACUGGACGUGGAUGAGCAGGGCAGAGAGUCCGUUCCGGUGGGCGGCCUGGGGGUCGGACUGGACGUGGAUGAGCAGGGCAGAGAGUCCGUUCCGGUGGGCGGCCCGGUCGAGGCUGGGCAAGCCGGAGGGUCCGUUUCGGGGGACGGCCCGAAGGCGGGACAGGCCGAGACCGGACCGGGCGGAGGGCCCGCUUCAGAGGGUGGCCUGGCGGCUGGACGGGCCAGGACUUGACAGACAGGGUGGAUCGUUCAGGGGGACGGCCCGGGGGCCGGACAGGGCAGAGGGCCGCUCCGGCGGACGGCUCCGAGGCCGGACAGGGCAGAGGGGCCGCUCCGGCGGACGGCUCCGAGGCCGGACAGGGCAGAGGGGCCGCUCCGGCGGACGGCUCCGAGGCCGGACAGGGCAGAGGGGCCGCUCCGGCGGACGGCCCGGGGGCCGGACAGACAGGCGGGACCGCCCAGGGGGACGGCCCGGGGGCCGGACAGGGCAGAGGGGCCGCUCCGGCGGACGGCUCCGAGGCCGGACAGGGCAGAGGGGCCGCUCCGGCGGACGGCUCCGAGGCCGGACAGGGCAGAGGGGCCGCUCCGGCGGACGGCUCCGAGGCCGGACAGGGCAGAGGGGCCGCUCCGGCGGACGGCCCGGGGGCCGGACAGACAGGCGGGACCGCCCAGGGGGACGGCCCGGGGGCCGGACAGGGCAGAGGGGCCGCUCCGGCGGACGGCUCCGAGGCCGGACAGGGCAGAGGGGCCGCUCCGGCGGACGGCCCGGGGGCCGGACAGACAGGCGGGACCGCCCAGGGGGACGGCCCGGGGGCCGGACAGGGCAGAGGGGCCGGGCUGGAGGCUGGACUGGGGGCGGAGCCGGGUCCGGUGGGUCCUCCGGGGGCGGAGCCGGGUCCGGUGGGUCCUCCGGGGCGGAGCCGGGUCCGGUGGGUCCUCCGGGGGCGGAGCCGGGUCCGGUGGGUCCUCCGGGGGCGGAGCCGGGUCCGGUGGGUCCUCCGGGGGCGGAGCCGGGUCCGGUGGGUCCUCCGGGGGCGGAGCCGGGUCCGGUGGGUCCUCCGGGGCGGAGCCGGGUCCGGUGGGUCCUCCGGGGGCGGAGCCGGGUCCGGUGGGUCCUCCGGGGGCGGAGCAGGAUGGGAAGCGCAAGGCCUCUUCCUGGACUUGGGGAAGACCCCAGGCCCCUCCAAAACCGCCGAGGCUCCAGGAAGCGGAGGCGGGGCGUCGACGGCCUUCUCAGGGAGCGGAGGCGGGGCGUCGACGGCCUCCUCAGGGAGCGGAGGCGGGGCGUCGACGGCCUCCUCAGGGAGCGGAGGCGGGGCGUCGACGGCCUCCUCAGGGAGCGGAGGCGGGGCGUCGACGGCCUCCUCAGGGAGCGGAGGCGGCGCAGGAUCCAGGGGCCCCUCCGGGGGCGGCGCAGGAUCCAGGGGCCCCUCCGGGGGCGGCGCAGGAUCCAGGGGCCCCUCCGGGGGCGGCGCAGGAUCCAGGGGCCCCUCCGGGGGCGGCGCAGGAUCCAGGGGCCCCUCCGGGGGCGGCGCAGGAUCCAGGGGCCCCUCCGGGGGCGGCGCAGGAUCCAGGGGCCCCUCCGGGGGCGGCGCAGGAUCCAGGGGCCCCUCCGGGGGCGGCGCAGGAUCCAGGGGCCCCUCCGGGGGCGGCGCAGGAGGGAAGGCGCAGAGCCUCCUAAGGGGCUCAGGGAAGGCUUUAUGGCCUUCUAAGGCCGCUGAGGUCGCGGGGACUGAAGGCGGGGCGUCGUCGACCUCCGCGGGGACUGAAGGCGGGGCGUCGUCGACCUCCGCGGGGACUGGAGGCGGGGCGUCGUCGACCUCCGCGGGGACUGGAGGCGGGGCGUCGUCGACCUCCGCGGGGACUGGAGGCGGGGCGUCGUCGACCUCCGCGGGGACUGGAGGCGGGGCGUCGUCGACCUCCGCGGGGACUGGAGGCGGGGCGUCGUCGACCUCCGCGGGGACUGGAGGCGGAGCGUCGUCGACCACCGCGGGGACUGGAGGCGGAGCGUCGUCGACCACCGCGGGGACUGGAGGCGGAGCGUCGUCGACCACCGCGGGGACUGGAGGCGGAGCGUCGUCGACCACCGCGGGGACUGGAGGCGGAGCGUCGUCGACCACCGCGGGGACUGGAGGCGGAGCGUCGUCGACCACCGCGGGGACUGGAGGCGGAGCGUCGUCGACCACCGCGGGGACUGGAGGCGGAGCGUCGUCGACCUCCGCGGGGACUGGAGGCGGAGCGUCGUCGACCUCCGCGGGGACUGGAGGCGGAGCGUCGUCGACCUCCGCGGGGACUGGAGGCGGAGCGUCGUCGACCUCCGCGGGGACUGGAGCGGAAGCCGGGGGGCCAUGGUGCCUCCUGGCCUUGCGUCUUCGACGGCCAGGCCGCUUGGCAGGUGGUUCUAUGGGCGGCAGGGAGACAGGGCCCGGCUGGCUGCCAGGGGAGCCAGCAGGCGGGUCACUCAGAGGAGCACUCACGAAGUCACGGAGGUAAGCAGGUAAGUAGCUAACUAAUCCGGGUCGCUGGCCUGCUAGCUUGCGGCCCAGGGUUAUGCUUGCGUCUUGGGGGUCUUCCCUCCACUUUUCCCACAACUCAUAUAUCACGUUGAAGAAAAUGCUGUGCUCAUCGCAGGAGGAGAAGAAGUCUAUGGGCGUGUCUUGGGUUUGGGGCUGGGUGUCGGCAGGGUCCGGGGCUGGUGGCACAGGUGGAAGGGAAAAUGGUUCGGGCUGGGCUGGGGACGCGCAAACUUGGUUGAGCAGGGUGACAAAUUGGUUUAAUUGUGCUUUUGCGGCGGCAACAUCCUGUAGGGCUUGGCUGUAUUGAAGAAUCCGGGUCGGGUCGGGGGCUUCCUGGGAGAUUUGACUAGCUAAGAUGGCGAGUUGGGAGCACAGCUUCUGGUAAUUAGUUGAGAUCAGACGGAAGGUUUGGUGAAGUUGCCUGAUGUCGAAUGGCGUGGGCGGGUGCGGUCUUGGCGGUGAGUUCUCCGGGUCCAUGUCUUUGGCCAGAGUAUUCUGUCACGAAUCAGAGUUGGUGGACCCGAGCAGAGAACCACUCAUCCAAGACUGGAGGGGAUGGAGAAUGAUUUAUUGGAGGAAAUGAAUGCUGGCGGAUGGAGAAAGACAGGGUGUAGGAGAGGGGGUUCCGGGCAGGAGUGGGGGGUCCAGGCAGGAGUGGGGGGUCCAGGCAGGAGUGGGGAAUCCAGGCAGGAGUAGGGGUUCCAGGCAGGGGUGAGGGUUCCAGGCAGGAGUGAGGGUUCCCGGACAGCUGGCUGCGUGAAGGCAGGAGAAAGCAAAG
Molecule: messenger RNA, 5059 nt
Organism: Acanthochromis polyacanthus (spiny chromis)
Lineage: Eukaryota; Metazoa; Chordata; Actinopteri; Pomacentridae
Product: collagen alpha-2(I) chain-like
Exons: 2
Coding region: 1528-3477 (649 amino acids)
Source: RefSeq, a predicted model, not a curated record